Molecule: messenger RNA, 1329 nt
Organism: Thermothielavioides terrestris NRRL 8126
Lineage: Eukaryota; Fungi; Ascomycota; Sordariomycetes; Sordariales; Chaetomiaceae
Exons: 4
Coding region: 1-1329 (442 amino acids)
Biological process (GO): transmembrane transport
Cellular component (GO): membrane
Molecular function (GO): transmembrane transporter activity
Source: RefSeq, a predicted model, not a curated record
AUGUACAACAUACCCUAUUCUCCCCAGAGUCUCGGUUCUCUCAGAGACACCGGCGCUGACAGCGACCCAGGCCUGAUCCGCGCGACCGAAGCCAUCGCCUGGAGCAGCAUCUUCCCGUAUGCCUACUACAUGAUCCGGUCAUUCGAGGUGCCGGAGCACGAAGUAGCCUUUUACGCCUCGGCCUUGGUCGGCGUCUUCACGUUCGGCGAGUUCCUCACGGGCGUCGUCUGGGCGCGCGUCAGCGACCGGAUCGGGCGGAAACCGACGUUGAUGCUCGGGACGUUCUGCGCUCUCGUUUCUGCCCUUUCUUUUGGAUGUUCCGGUUCUGUUGCUGCUGCCAUCGCUUCUCGUGCCUUCGGUGGGCUCUUCAAUCCCAACGUCGGACUGCUGAUGGAGGAACAGCGCAGGCAUUUUCUCUUGUCAGCUUCAUCCGGUCUCUUGGGUAUAUUCCAUUGUGUACCUGCCUGGGCCGCGGCUUAUUAUUGUUUGAUCAUCAACCUCAUUGGCCCUGUCCUCGGUGGCCUACUUGCGGAUCCAGUGACACUCUACCCGGCGGUAUUCCCGGGCAACUCGAUUUGGGACGCCCACCGAUACCUUCUUCCCAACCUCGCUGUCGGCAUCUUGCAAGUGCUCACCUUGCUCCUAACCUUCUUCUGCCUUCGAGAGACGCACCCUCGGUUGGCACAGCGCUACGAUCCGGGCUUAUCGGCAAUUCGCGCUGCCAAAUCUUACCUCAGGGGAGGCUCCGCGGAGGAGGUGACUUAUGCUCCGCUCCCGCUCGACAGCGUCCCCUCCGGGACUCUUGAGAGUCCUCCUGAGGCACAUCAGUUGGAGGCUUUGGAGGAGGAUUCACUGGAGAGAAAGGCGGCAUCGAGUCGAGUCUUUACUCUUCAGGUUGUGCUCGAAAUCCUGGUCGUUUCGCUGCUCGCCUUCCAUAAAAUGUCCUCCGAUGCCCUCAUGGGUACCUUCCUUUCCUUGGCGCCUGCGUCCGGCGGCGAUGACCAAGGCUCUAGAGCCAGUAGGCGAAGUGCAUUCUUCCCGCACGCAAACGGCGGCUUCGGCUUUGACACUCGGACUAUCGGCAUUAUCUUUCUCACCGAGGCAGUCUUCAGGGCGCUCAUUCAGCCGACAUUUAUCCCGUGGCUCAUCUCAAAACUCGGCGCGCUGAGCGCUUUCCGGACCGUUCUUGGACUGUAUCCGGCCAUGUACCUGUUGACUCCUUUCCUGCCCAGCCUUCCGUCUCCUCUUGGGCUCGUGGCCUUGCUGCCAGACUUGUGGAUCAAGGUUGCCCUGUCUUCUGUCGGCUAUGUUUGCUCGGCAGUCCUGUAA